AUGGCUGAAGCACUCCCCAUCCGCUUCCAGGAGCAUGUGCAGCUUCAAAACUUGGGCAUCAGCGCCGCCGCCAUCUCCUUCAACACCCUCACACUUGAAUCAGACCGUUUCAUCUGUGUUCGUGAGACAACCGGCGAGCAAAACUUGGUCGUCAUCAUCGACUUGACAGAUCCCAACAAUGUCAUUCGUCGUCCCAUUACAGCCGACUCGGCUAUUAUGAACCCUGCCUCCAAGGUCAUUGCUCUGAAAGCCGGCCGACAGUUGCAGAUUUUCAAUUUGGAGAUGAAGACCAAAGUAAAGUCGCACCUUAUGCACGACGACGUUGAAUUCUGGAAGUGGAUCUCGUUAAAAUCGUUGGCGCUUGUCACCAGCACCUCGGUUUACCAUUGGUCGAUGGAGGGCGAUUCUCAACCCAUCAAGGUCUUUGAUCGCCACGCGAGUCUGAGCGGAAACCAGAUUAUCAACUACCGCGUCAACUCUGAUGAAAAGUGGAUGCUCCUCGUCGGUAUCUCAUCACAGGGUGGCCGUGUUGCCGGUGCCAUGCAGCUCUACUCCAAGGAUCGUGGAGUCAGUCAGCCAAUAGAAGGUCAUGCUGCUGCUUUCGCCCAGCUCAAGUUGGACGGAGGAAGCUCACCCACAAAACUGUUUGCCUUUGCCGUCCGUACUGCCGUAGGAGCCAAGCUUCACAUUGUCGAGGUUGAUCACAAGGAAGGAAACCCUGUCUACCCCAAGAAGGCUGUUGAUGUUUACUUCCCCCCAGAGGCCAGCGGUGACUUCCCUGUCGCCAUGCAGAUCAGUCAAAAGUACAGCAUCAUCUUCUUGAUCACAAAGUUCGGCUUCAUCCACCUCUACGACCUCGAGACCGGCACCUGCAUCUACAUGAACCGUAUCAGUGGCGAGACCAUCUUUGUGACUGCAGAGCACGAAGCAACCAGCGGUGUCAUUGGAGUCAACCGCAAGGGUCAAGUCCUCUCCGUCAGUGUGGACGAGGACAACUUGGUUCCUUAUAUUGUCAACACCCUCGGCAACACUGAGCUCGCCCUCAAGGUGGCAUCGCGCAGCGGUCUCGCCGGCGCCGAUGAUCUUUAUGUCCAGCGUUUCCAACAACUCUUCCAGAGCGGUGACUUUGCCGAGGCUGCCAAGGUCGCAGCUUCUUCGCCCAAGGGUAUUCUUCGUACUCCCCAGACCAUUGAGCGCUUCAAGCAGGCCCCCGUGGCCCCUGGUCAGCUCUCCCCUAUUCUGCAGUACUUUGGCCUCCUCUUGGAGAAGGGGGAGCUUAACAAGCACGAAUCAUUGGAGCUUGCCAGACCAGUUCUUGCCCAGGGUCGCAAGCAGUUGCUCGAGAAGUGGCUCAAGGAGGACAAGCUGGAGUGCAGUGAGGAGCUGGGAGACAUUGUCAAGCAGCAGGAUUUGAACCUUGCGUUGUCUGUCUACCUCCGUGCCAAUGUCCCUAACAAGGUCAUUGCAUGCUUUGCUGAGACCAAGCAGUACCCCAAGAUUAUCCUGUACGCCAACAAGGUCGGAUACUCCCCUGACUAUGCCACGCUCCUUCAGCACAUCAUGCGCAUGGAUCCCGACAACGGUGCCGAAUUUGCCACCCUUCUCGCCAAUAACGAGGGCGGACCCCUGGUUGACCUGGAGAAGGUCGUCGAUGUGUUCCUGUCCCAGAACAUGAUCCAGCAGGCCACCGCUUUCUUGUUGGAGGCAUUGAAGGACAACUUGCCUCAGCAUGCUCACCUCCAGACCCGCUUGCUGGAGAUGAACUUGAUGCACGCCCCCCAGGUCGCCGACGCCAUCCUCGGCAACGAAAUGUUCACCCACUACGACCGCGCUUCGGUCGCCUCCAUGUGCGAGAAGGCCGGACUCUACCAGCGCGCAUUGGAGCAUUACACCGAGGAUGCCGAUAUUAAGCGCGUCUUGGUCCAUACCCAUCUCUUGCAGCCCGACUGGGUUGUUGCCUACUUUGGCCGCCUCUCAGUCGAGCAGUCGGUCUCUUGCUUGCGUGAGAUGUUGAGCUCCAACAUGCGCCAGAACUUGCAGAUCGUUGUCCAGGUCGCCACCAAGUACUCUGAACAGUUGGGUGCCUCCAAGUUGAUUGAACUCUUUGAGUCGUUUAACACUUUUGAGGGUCUUUACCACUACUUGGGUUCCAUUGUCAACCUGAGCCAGGAUCCCGAGGUCAUCUACAAGUACAUCGAGGCAGCCUGCAAGACCGGCCAGAUCAAGGAGGUCGAGCGCAUCUGUCGCGAGUCCAACUACUACAACCCCGAAAAGGUCAAGAACUUCCUCAAGGACGCCAAGUUGGCCGACCAGCUUCCUUUGAUCAUUGUCUGCGACCGUUUCGACUUUGUCCACGACUUGGUCCUCUACUUGUACCAGAACAACUUGUCCAAAUACAUCGAGACCUACGUUCAAAAGGUCAACCCCUCCAGGACCCCUGCCGUCAUCGGUGCGCUCUUGGACGUUGGUUGCGACGAGUCUGUCAUCAAGAGCUUGUUGAUGACCGUUCGUGGUGACAUGCCCGUUGGAGAGUUGGUCGACCAAACCGAGAAGCGCAACCGCUUGAAGCUUCUCUUACCUUGGUUGGAGGUGAAGGUCAACGAGAGCAGCCAGGACCCCGAGGUUUACAACGCCAUUGCCAAGAUUUACAUCGACAGCAACAACAACCCCGAGCCCUUCCUCAGGAACAACACCUUCUACGACUCUAUGACCAUCGGAAAGUACUGCGAGAAGCGCGAUCCCUACCUUGCCUUCAUUGCCUACGAGCGUGGCCAGUGCGAUGUCGAGUUGGUUGAGAUCACCAACAACAACUCGAUGUUCAAGCACCAGGCCCGCUACUUGGUCAAGCGUCGCGAUGCCAACCUUUGGGCGCACGUCUUGAGCAACGACAACCCCAGCCGUCGUGCAUUGAUCGAUCAGGUCGUCGCCACCGCCUUACCCGAGACCCAGGAUCCCGAGGAUGUCUCUAUCACCGUCAAGGCUUUCAUGGCUGCCUACUUGCCCAACGAACUGAUUGAGCUUUUGGAGAAGAUCAUCCUCGAGAGCUCUGCCUUCAGCGACAACCGCAACCUCCAGAACCUUUUGAUCUUGACCGCUAUUCAGGCUGACAAGUCCAAGGUCAUGGACUACAUCAACCGUCUGGAUAACUUUGACGCCCCCGAUAUUGCCGACCACGCCAUCCGCAACGGAUUGUACGAGGAAGCCUUUGUCAUCUACCAGCGCCAUGACGUCCAUGCCAGCGCCAUCAACGUUCUCAUUGAGCACAUUGGCAGUAUCGACCGCGCCUACGAGUACGCUGAGAAGACCGACACCCCCGAGGUCUGGAGCCGUCUCGGUAAGGCCCAGUUGGACGGUAUGCGCAUCAAGGAGGCCAUCGACUCGUACAUCCGUGCCAAUGAUCCCACCAACCACGCCGAAGUGGUCGCCCUUGCCUCGCGUGCCGACAAGCACGAGGAUGUAGUCCGGUACUUGCAAAUGGCUCGCAAGAUUUCGCGUGAGCCUUCAAUCGAGUCGGAGCUUCUCUUUGCCUAUGCCAAGACUGAUCGCCUGAUCGAUAUGGAGGAGAUUCUCAACGGUUCUCCCAACGCUGCCCAGGUCCAGGUCAUCGGAGACCGCUGUUUCGAGGAGAAGAUGUACGCCCCCGCCAAACUCCUCUACUCGAGCAUCUCGAACUGGUCUCGCCUCUCGACCACCUUGGUCCACUUGGGAGAGUACCAGGCGGCCGUCGAUGGUGCCCGCAAGGCUAACAGCACCCAGGUCUGGAAGGAUGUUCAUGCCGCCUGUAUGGAGCGCAAGGAGUUCCGUUUGGCACAGGUGUGCGGUCUGUCGUUGGUUGUUCACCCCGAGGAGUUGACUGAGUUGAUCCACGUUUACGAGAACCAGGGCUUCUUUGAUGAGUUGAUGGCCUUGCUCGAGUCCGGUUUGGGCUUGGAGCGUGCUCACAUGGGCAUGUUCACCGAGUUGGCCAUCCUCUAUGCUCGUUACCGCCCUGAGCGCAUGAUGGAGCACCUCAAGAUUUUCUGGUCGCGCAUCAACAUUCCCAAGGUCAUUGCCUCUUGCGAGGAGGCUCACCUCUGGACCGAGCUCGUCUUCUUGUAUGUCCACUACGACGAAUACGACAAUGCUGCGAUCACCAUGAUGAAGCAUUCUGCCGACGCCUGGGAGCACAGUGCGUUCAAGGAUGUGGUGGUCAAGGUGUCGAACCUCGAGAUUUACUACAAGGCCCUCCGCUUCUACCUGGAUGAGCAGCCUAUGCUCUUGAACGACCUUUUGGUUGUCCUUGUGCCCAGAAUUGACCACAACCGCGUCAUCCAGAUGUUCCAGAAGUCGGACAACUUGCCCCUGAUCAAGAACUACCUCGUCUCUGUCCAGUCGGUCAACAACCUCGCCAUCAACACUGCCUACCACGACCUGUUGAUUGAGGAGGAGGACUAUGCCCGUCUCCGCAAAUCUGUUGACACCAACAGCAACUUUGACAACAUUGCCCUGGCCAACCGUCUGGAGAGCCACGAGCUCCUCGAGUUCCGCCGCAUUGCCGCCCACCUGUUCAAGCGCAACAAGAAGUGGCGCCAGUCGAUGACUCUUUCGAAGCAGGAUCGUCUGUACAAGGAUGCCAUGGAGACUGCUGCCGAGUCUCAGGAUACAUCUGUCGCUGAGGAGUUGUUGCAGUACUUUGUCGAGUCUGGCCACAAGGAGUGCUUUGCCGCCUGUCUGUAUAUCUGCUACGACCUUGUCCGUCCUGACAGAGUUAUGGAGCUGGCAUGGAGACACCAAUUGACAGACUUUGCUAUGCCCUACAUGGUCCAGUUCACGCGAGAGUAUGUUGACAAGGUCGACAAGUUGGAGAAGGCGCAUGAGGAGCGGACGGCCAAGGAGAGCAAGGAGCGUUCUUCGGAGACGCCCAUUCUCGGACCUGGCGGUCUGGGCAACACUAUGAUGAUCACUGCUGGACCAGGGAUGAUCCCACCCCAGCAGACCGGCAUGAACAUGGGAUACGGCCAGAACAGCUUUGGAUUUUAA
Linnemannia hyalina is the source of this 5019-nucleotide messenger RNA. The record is from the annotation of a GenBank genome assembly. NCBI's taxonomy places the organism in Eukaryota, Fungi, Mortierellomycota, Mortierellomycetes, Mortierellales, Mortierellaceae.